Messenger RNA from Rodentolepis nana, 1401 nucleotides. The record is from the annotation of a GenBank genome assembly. Lineage: Eukaryota; Metazoa; Platyhelminthes; Cestoda; Cyclophyllidea; Hymenolepididae.
AUGCCUUUGUGCUGUGAUUGGCUAGGUGCCGACCAGUCAACUAGUGCCCGUCUCAAGCCGCAUGCAAACGCAGAGCGAAAAAAACGAGUGGGCAUCAAAAAAUCAGCCUCUACCAACAUGCAAGUACCGCCAAGGAAAUGCUCUAUUUGGAUUGUUUGGAUCGCUUUAUUCCUCUGUCUACUUCAAGUGGAAUUUACUCAGUCCAUCUCCUGGCUAGGUCUUCAUCGCUAUCCACGUUCGAAAGUGCUUGAAAAAGAACGCUUCACUCCGAACGAAUGCUUCUAUGCAAAAUAUCGUUAUGGACUGGGUAAAAAGCAGUUGGAAUUUUGUCAUCAUCCUGAAGGCAGCUUUGCAAUGCACGCUGUCCUCAAGUCAGCUCAGGCAGUCACCUACUACUGUCCAGAGAUAUUCAAGGAUAGACGUUGGAAUUGUUCGUCUGUGGAGCUCUUACCGAAAACUUCUCCUGAUAUUUCCAGAACCACUCGAGAGAAAGCAGCGAUGCACGCAUUGGCCAGCGCGGCUCUAAUGUUCGAGAUCGGCAGACGGUGCGCAGAGAACAAAAUCAUGGAUUGUGAAUGUGGUCGCCUAGAUAAUUGGGACAUACCUCUACAGCCAGCUGACAUCGAUGACCCUGGUCCAGUGGACCUCAAACAGUCACAGAAUGUUCCCCUGCAGUAUCAUUGGGGUGGAUGUUCAGACAACUUUGAGGCCGCGAAAACUUACACGCAUGCCUUCCUGGGAUUCCCCGCAGAAACCAGACCACAGAGAAGACAAAUGCGCUACGUACUGCAUCCAUAUGGACGAUACAGUCGUGUUCCGAGACAAACAGUUAGGCAGAUGAAUAAAAAGAGGAACUCAAAGAAAAAGACCAAGAGACUGGUCAACCUGCACAACUAUAGAGCUGGAAUGAAGAUAAUUGAGGAUUCUCAGAAGAUCAGAUGCAAAUGUCAAGGUGUGAGUGGCAGCUGCGCCCAUAAAAUUUGCUUUCGACAACUCCUUCGCAUUGAUUCAUCCCAACUUCAGGAUAUUAUCCUACAACGCUAUAUGAUGGCUCGUUAUGUCUCAGUUGAUUAUGGAAGUCUCCUGAUUGCAAAGGAGUAUGAGUAUGGCUCUUACACUCCACGGGUAAUCCAUUACAGUGAACUAGCAUUCACUGAACAUUCGCCUGACUUUUGUGAACCCGAUGCUCAAUUAGGUUCGGUUGGAACGAAGGGAAGAUUCUGCUCGACAAAUGUAACGGAAAGAGCCCAAUCAAACCACUGUCAAAACAUGUGCUGCGGAAGAGGUCACGUAACAUUUGAGGAGACCAAAUUUACCAAUUGCAAUUGUCGCAUCACGAAAGAUUUUCGAGUCAUUUGUGACAAAUGCCCCCAAGUAGUCACAAGAAAUAUUUGUAAAUGA